This is a messenger RNA of Peronospora matthiolae, 252 nucleotides long. Lineage: Eukaryota; Oomycota; Peronosporomycetes; Peronosporales; Peronosporaceae. The record is from the annotation of a GenBank genome assembly.
AUGCGUGUGUUGCAUUUCUCGUAUUUGGCGGCCUUGGCAGUGAUUUGUCUAUUUGCCCGUGGCGAUGCCUUUGCGGUAGAAAGCAUAGCAGUGCUGAAAUCGGACCAAGCCCAGCAGGAUGCGUCCGGCCACAAGAGUCUUCGUGGCUACCUUUUCAGAGACACGUUUUCGAACGGAAGUUACGGUAAUAAGGACGACCAUGUCAUUGUCGAAGAGGACAGCAGCAGCGAAGACAGCAGCUAUUACUGGUAA